AUGGCGAAUCCUCUCGAUACCGACGCUGGCUCCGAGCUCUUCAGUUCUUACGAGGCCGAGUUCAAGCUCAUCCAAGCCGAUCUAAACCAAAAGUUGGAUCAGAUCCCCGAACUGGCUGGCGAGCCUCGAAAGGCUGCUAUCAGCCAAGCCGAGCGAGCACUGGAGGAACUCGAUGAACAGCUCAGUGCAAUGCGCCUGGAGAAGCAAAACAUCCCAACCAGCUCCCGCACCAAGGUCAACCAGCGCUUUCGAAACUACGAAUCAGACACAGAUGCAGCUCGUCGCAAACUCACCACCCUCUCCUCCGAUCGCUCAGCGCUUUUCGGUUCACGAUAUACCGAUGACCCCGCAGGCUCAUCGGACAUCAACAUGGAGCAGCGCCAGCAGUUACUUUCUGGAACGGACCGCCUCGAUCGAAGCACCCAGCGUCUCAAGGCCAGCCAGGCUCUUGCCAACGAGACUGAAGCCAUCGGCGCCGGCACUCUGGCAGAUCUUGGCAGGCAGCGAGAAACCAUCGAGCACACUCGUUCUAGGAUGCUUGAAAGCGAGGGUUACGUUGACAGGAGCGUCAAGACACUCAGGGGCAUGGCGCGUAGGAUGGCUACAAAUCGGAUAAUCACCAUCUCAAUCAUCACAGUCUUGGUUAUUCUCAUCGUUGCAGUUAUCUUCAGCAAGUUCCGAUGA
Molecule: messenger RNA, 684 nt
Organism: Fusarium sp. VM40
Lineage: Eukaryota; Fungi; Ascomycota; Sordariomycetes; Hypocreales; Nectriaceae
Source: the annotation of a GenBank genome assembly